UACUCACUUAUAUUAAACACAUAAAUUGUUCUCUAAAUGUGUGUAUGUAUAUAACAAUGCUACAUACAUGUACACAUUACUCAUUCCAAAUUAAAGGUAAUAUUCUACCCUUGAUUAGCAUCGAGAAAAAUUCAAAGCCUUCCUAUGUAUACAAAUUUAAGAAUUAUUAAAGAAAUGUUAAAUAAAUCUAAAUUUAUAAUAUAUUCAGGUAAAGUAUUAGGAAAGUUAAUGUAUUAGAUAUAAUAUAUUCAGGUAAAAUAUUAGGAAAAGUAAUGUAUUAGGAAAAUUAUCCAAUCACAAAUAAUCCUGAGAAUUAAGGCUUGAUCGUCUCGCGGCGUGACAAGAAUUAUGUGACAGUGGAAGCGAGAAAUGAAAUGUAAAAAAUUUCUUGCGUCGUAUAGCUUUAUUUUGUACUUUUCUCUUAAAAAUAUGAUAUUUUCAUAUUCUUAAGGGAGCUUUCACCUUUGUCGGCUUCAAAAAAUCAAUUUUUUUGCUUAUUUUUAUUCCUACAUAUGUGUAGAAUAUUUCUGUAAAAGGAUUUUUUAAAAUUCGCAAUAUUAACGGAGCUACGAGCUGAAAUACAUAAGGGUGCACGGGCUAUCCAAGCGCUCGCCAGCGCAGCAGCACUUGUAAACGCUAUUCAGAUCACUAUUCAGAGAAAACCGGUAGAUGUUGAUUUCUAUCAGUCCAGAAGGAACCUUAGUGUUAUCUUCUAUAUACUAAAUAAUUUAGGAGCAGGUAGAAAGCCGUUAGAACUGCUUGAACCUUGUUCUUUAUCGUGCAUAGUCGUGCAUUGUCGUCAGUUGAAUAAACGUGUUCUCAAAAUGUUCCACGAUAAGAAAACUUCUAAAACUAGUAGUACUCGACCUGGAAAAAAAGGAAAGAAACGGCGAUUCUACGGGAAUCAACAUUCAAGUGAAAACGAAACGGAGUUUGCCAGUACAUCGGCAAAAAAACUGCAAACGUCUAGUGAUGAUGACGUGCGAGUGGAUGUGCUGCAAAGUUAUUGUAUUAUUAAUUUUCUAUCGAUUUUUCCCAAAUUACUGAAAUACUGGAGUGCAAAAUAUGCAAAAAAGAAGUUCGUUUCAGUAAGGCUGGAGAAAUGGGUUUAGGAUUUAAAUUAGUCGUUGAGUGUAGCUGCAAAACAGAAAGCAUUGAGUCUUGUCUUCUUAUUAACAAUCGAUCGUUUGAAAUUAAUCGAUGAAUAGUCUUUGUGAUGCGCAUUUUGGGCAUUGGCCUGAGUGGCUUAAAUAUAUUUUGUGGUUUAAUGGAUUUAUGCAAUGGCUUUACUACGCGCAUGUACUAUACUGCUAUGGAUAACAUUUACACCGCCGCGCAAGCUGUGCACGAUCUUAGUUUGAAAAACGCCGCAAAAGAAGAAAUCGAUGAAAAUACAAAAGCAGGUAACGAACCGUUACAUUUAUCUGUAUCUGGUGACGGUACAUGGAGCAAAAGAAGCUUUUCGUUCUUAUUUGGUGUUACACUGAUCGGAAAGUACACAAACAAGAUAGUAGACGUUGUGAUUAAAUCUAGCUUUUGUAAAGCAUGUUCACUUCGAAAACAUGACAAUUCUAUAGAAGAUUUAUUGUGGCAAGAGGAACACGCAGAACAGUGUACGAUCAAUCAUUCAGGAAGCGCUGGAAAAAUGGAAGUCGACGGCGUUAUUGAAAUGUUCCAACGUUCUCAAAAUUUACACGGCGUUAUGUACGAAAAUUAUAUAGGUGAUGGGGACAGCAAAACUUUCAAAAGUUUAAUCAAUGAAAACCCAUAUGAAGACAAAUUAUUGGUUAAGAAAAAAGAAUGCAUUGCACACGUUCAAAAACGUAUGGGGAAUAGAUUGAGAAAUGCCAAAAAAUCACACAAAGGUAUUGGUGGAAAGGGAGCAGGAAAAUUAACGGAAAAAUUAAUUAAAGACCUCACUAUUUACUAUGGAUUAGCAAUACGACGAAACACAGAGUCUUUGCUCGACAUGAAAAAUGCAGUAUGGGCGACAUAUUAUCAUAAAAUAUCAACCGAUGAAGAGCCCAUGCAUUCUCAUUGUCCUCCAGGAUCAAAUUCUUGGUGCAGCUGGCGCGUCGCAGAAGCUAACGGCACGCUUCAAAAUUAUCAUCAAAUGAUCCACCUCUGUCUUCUGACAUUCAAACUGUCAUUUAUAAAAUUUAUGAAGAUUUAUCAGAUAAUGAUUUGUUAACGCGAUGUCUCGGGGGGCAUACGCAAAAUAAUAACGAAAGUUAUAACGCAGUUCUCUGGCACUUUGCGCCGAAACAUGUCUUUUCUGGUGCAAAAAUUAUAUCUGUCGCAGCAUUUUUGGCAACCUGUACGUUCAAUGACGGAUUUAAAAGUUUAUUGCUAAUAAUGAACAUAUUGGGAAUCCGUAUUGGACUAAUAGCAAAGCUAUGUGCCGACGAAAAGGACAGACAACGCGUGAGGCAGGCAAAUCGUCGCACGUCAAAUUCUUCACAAGAAACCAGAACAGCUCGGCGAUUGGAGAAACUGGCAGAAAACGAUUUCUUUGAAGAAGCAGAGGGACUAUUAUAUGGACCUGGUAUUGCAGAUUAACCAUUAUUUGGAGAGGCUGAAUCACGGACGCCAUGGAGGCGUGUUUUUCCGAUGACC
Pogonomyrmex barbatus (red harvester ant) is the source of this 2616-nucleotide messenger RNA. RefSeq lists its product as uncharacterized. The record is from RefSeq and is a predicted model, not a curated record. NCBI's taxonomy places the organism in Eukaryota, Metazoa, Arthropoda, Insecta, Hymenoptera, Formicidae.